UGCAGAUCAUAGAUAAAGCCUCAAACUUAUCGAGCUCAUUCCAAAGCCCAAAGAACCGCAUAGUUCGUGACGUUCGUGUCAAUUCGUGCGUGCUCGUGCCGCUCGUGUCGCCUUCGGUCGCUUGACAGUUCAUUCCGGCGGCGGAGGGGGUCGGUGAUCGUUCGCUCUACCCCUCCGUUGAUCACGAUCAUCCACCGAAAAGCGAUCCUAGAGCAGUAAGCGAGUGGUAGCGAUCGAGUGGCAGGUACCAAUCGACCCGGCAUGGGCGAUUCCUUGGACGGCUCCGGGGAACCGUCCCCGGAGUCGCAGAACGUAGCGAUCGUCGAGUACCCGACGUUCGCCAACUAUCUACGUAAGGCCGUUACCGUGCUGCUACCGGACGAGGAUGUGGUGCCGCCCGCGUUCAGCCUGGCGCUCGACGACCGCUGUAACCAGGAUUGCAUCCGCAAGUUCCUCGGCGACUCGCAGGUCAGCUCGCUCUACGUGCAGAGGAGCUCGAGCAAAGAAGAAGAUAGUGGCGAGGGAGAUGAAGACAAGGAGAAUGCCACUUAUUAUAUAUCAAAUGAGAUACACUUUUCAAAUCCAAAAAUGGCCUCCCUAGUUCUAACAAAACGUAGUCUUGUUGUCGAGGCUGAUAAAUCCAUUCAUUCGCAAGUGCGUCUGAUUACGUUCUCUGAUGGGCCACCGUACGAAACUUUGCAUGCGAUUAGCAAAACCAUGGCACCCUAUUUCAAGAGUUACGUGAAGGAAACAGGUCGCGCCCAUAGGGAUGGGGAUAAAAUGGUACCAUUAGUGGAGAAGAAGAUUGCAGAACUUGAAAUGGGGCUGCUGCAUUUACAGCAGAAUAUCGAUAUCCCUGAGAUCUCGUUACCGGUUCAUCCGAUUGUCGCGCAAGUUAUUAAACAAUGCGAGGAGGAGGGUCGUAAACCGAAAGUCGCAGAUUUCGGCGACAAGGUCGAGAACUCGACAUUCCUGAAUCAGUUGCAGAACGGUGUCAACAAGUGGAUAAAGGAGAUCCAGAAAGUAACGAAAUUGAACCGUGAUCCGGAAUCGGGUACGGCCCUUCAGGAGAUAUCGUUCUGGUUGAACCUCGAGAGAGCAUUGCAUCGCAUUCAGGAGAAACGGGAGAGCAUCGAAAUCUCCCUGACGCUCGAUAUACUCAAGCAUGGCAAGCGGUUUCACGCCACCGUCAGUUUCGACACUGACACCGGCUUGAAACAAGCGCUAGCUACCGUCAACGAUUACAAUCCACUGAUGAAAGACUUUCCGAUCAAUGACUUGCUGUCGGCUACUGAACUUGAACGAAUACGUAGCAGUGUGCAGCAGAUAUUCAUGCACUUGAGGAAAAUCAGAAGCACCAAGUAUCCCAUUCAAAGAGUGUUGAGAUUGGUAGAGGCUAUUUCGAGGGAUUUAGGACAACAGUUGCUCAAGGUGCUGGGUACAAGACGCCUGAUGCACAUUCCAUUCGAUGAUUUCGAGAAAGUCAUGGCCCAAUGCUUUGAAGUGUUCACCACUUGGGAUGACGAGUACGAUAAACUCACAGGAUUGUUGAGGGACGUCGUGAAGAAAAAGCGCGAUGAACACAUGAAGAUGGUAUGGAGAGUACUGCCGGCGCACAAGAAGUUGCAGUCGAGGAUGGAGCACAUGCGCCGCUUCCGACGUCAGCAUGAACAACUGAGAACUGUGAUAGUCCGCGUGCUCAGGCCUACCGUACGCCAGAGCAGCAAUACUUCCACGAUGGAGAACGCUGAUAACGACAACGUGAAGGUGGAAUUCGCACUGGACGCCGCCGACGCCAAUGCUAUCAGCGAAGUUAACUUGGCGUACGAGAAUGUAAAGGAAGUGGAUUGUCUGGACAUUACCAAGGAAGGACAGGAAUCCUGGGACGCCGCGGUGCACAGAUACGAGGAGCGUAUCGAGCGCGUGGAAGCGCGGAUCACCGCACACCUCCGAGAUCAAUUGGGCACGGCCAAGAACGCCAAUGAAAUGUUCAGGAUAUUUUCACGAUUUAACGCGCUCUUCGUACGGCCGCAUAUUCGAGGCGCUAUUAGAGAAUAUCAGACGCAACUUAUACAGCGAGUCAAAGAUGAUAUCGAGGCUCUGCACGAAAAGUUCAAGGUUCAAUAUGCGCAAAGCAAAUGCUGCAGAAUGAGUAUGGUGAGAGAUUUGCCACCUGUAGCUGGAUCGAUAAUAUGGGUCAAACAAAUCGAUUACCAAUUGACAAUGUAUUUAAAACGCGUCGAGGAUGUCCUAGGCAAAGGAUGGGAAAGUCAUAUCGAGGGUCAGAAACUGAAAGCCGACGGAGAUAGCUUCCGUAUGAAACUGUCAACGCAAGAGAUUUUCGAUGACUGGGCACGCAAGGUGCAGGCACGAAAUCUUGGUGUAACUGGACGUAUCUUCACAAUCGAGAGCGUGCGUUCAAGAACAGGGCGCGGCAAUGUGCUGAAACUGAAAGUGAAUUUCCUUCCUGAGAUUAUUACGCUAUCUAAAGAAGUGAGAAAUUUGAGAAACCUCGGAUUUCGUGUGCCUCUACCUAUCGUGAAUAAGGCUCACCAGGCGAAUCAGUUAUAUCCCUUCGCUAUCAGUCUCAUUGAAAGCAUCAGAACUUACGAGAGAACAUUGGAGAAGAUCGAGGACAAAGCCAGUAUUAUUCCUUUAGUCGCUGGUAUGCGUAAGGAUGUCUUAGCAUUGAUUUCCGAGGGUAUCGCGCUAGUUUGGGAGAGCUACAAACUCGAUCAAUACGUGCAGCGUUUGUCGGAUGCUGUCGUGUCGUUCCAAGAAAGGGUCGAAGAUCUUUUAGUUGUAGAAGAACAAUUAGAUGUGGAUGUUCGUUCUCUUGAAACGUGUCCUUAUUCCGCAAACACAUUCGCCGAUAUACUGUCAAAGAUACAGAAAUCAGUAGAUGAAUUAUCUCUGAAGAAUUAUUCCAACUUACAUAUCUGGGUGGCAAGACUCGAUGAAGAAGUGGAGAAAAAUUUGGCUGCCAGAUUGGAAGCUGGAAUAAAAGCGUGGACUGAUGCCUUAACCGGUCACAAAAAGGAAGUAGAUCUGAGUAUGGACACGGACGCUCCUACACAGCCGACGCAUAAACCCGGCGGCGAUCCUAAAAUUCAAAAUCAGAUCCAUGAAGUCCGAAUUACCAAUCAGACUAUGUAUUUAUAUCCUAGCAUCGAAGAUGCAAGGUUUCAGAUAACGCAACAAUUAUUUGCAUGGCAAGCAAUUGUUACUUCGCAGGUCCGUCUCCAAAGCUCGAGAUAUCAAGUCGGACUGGAUAAACCUGAAUCAGGCACAUACAGAAAUUUGCUUACAAAAUUACCUACUGGAAAGCAACCGUUGGAGGCAGCAUACGAAGCGGUUGAAUCCAAGAUGAAGGAUGUUGCAGAUUAUGUCGAUCAAUGGCUACGUUAUCAAGCUCUUUGGGAUCUGCAGCCAGGCAAUCUUUAUGGCAAAUUGGGCGAAAAUAUUAACUUAUGGAUGAAGUGUCUCAACGACAUAAAGAAGACAAGAACUACCUUUGAUACUUCCGACACAAGACGUGAAUUUGGACCUGUGAUUAUAGACUUUGCGAAGGUGCAGAGUAAAGUAUCCCUAAAGUACGAUUCGUGGCAUAAAGAAACUUUGGGUAAAUUCGGGACACUUCUAGGUAACGAGAUGGCGAGCUUUCACUCUCAAGUAUCGAAAUCUCGGAGCGAUCUAGAACAGCAAUCCAUCGAAGCAGCUAGUACAUCCGAUGCAGUCGGUUUUAUAACAUAUGUGCAAUCUCUGAAACGUAAGAUGAAAGCGUGGGAGAAACAAGUAGACAUAUAUCGCGAAGGUCAAAGAAUACUCGAACGUCAAAGAUUUCAAUUUCCAUCUUCUUGGUUGCACGUGGAUAAUAUAGAAGGAGAAUGGGGUGCAUUUAAUGAAAUAAUCAAACGCAAGGAUACCAGUAUUCAAACUCAAGUGGCGUCCUUGCAAAUGAAAAUCGUCGCUGAAGAUAAAGCGGUUGAAACAAGAACUACCGAUUUCCUCAGUGACUGGGAAAGGGGUAAACCGGUGGAAGGCCAUUUACGACCAGACGAUGCUCUGCAACAGCUGCAAUUAUUCGAGAGUAAAUUCGCUAGGCUUAAAGAAGAGAGGGAUAAUGUAGCCAAGGCCAAAGAGGCAUUAGAAUUGCAAGAACCAGGUGGAAUAUCGACCAGCGAGGAUAGAAUGCAGGUGGUAUUUGAAGAGCUACAGGACUUGAGAGGAGUUUGGUCAGAAUUAUCAAGAAUAUGGGCACAAAUUGAUGAAACGCGAGAGAAACCUUGGCUUUCUGUACAACCGCGGAAAUUGCGCCAGCAACUGGAUACAAUGAUGGCGCAGUUGAAGGAACUUCCAGCGAGAUUGAGGCAAUACUCGUCUUACGAAUACGUAAAGAAAAUGUUGCAGAGUUAUACGAAAGUGAAUAUGCUGAUUGUAGAAUUGAAAUCUGACGCGCUCAAAGAAAGGCAUUGGAAACAAUUGACAAAGCAGCUCAGAGUAAACUGGGUAUUAAGCGAGCUUACUCUCGGCCAAGUCUGGGACGUAAAUCUUCAAAAAAAUGAAGGUAUAGUUAAAGAUAUUAUUCUUGUAGCUCAGGGCGAAAUGGCACUCGAGGAGUUCUUGAAGCAAGUACGCGAGUCAUGGCAAACAUAUGAAUUGGACUUGAUAAAUUAUCAAAAUAAAUGUAGACUGAUACGUGGUUGGGAUGAUUUGUUCAAUAAGGUGAAAGAACAUAUCAAUUCAGUGGCAGCUAUGAAACUAUCGCCAUAUUAUAAGGUAUUUGAAGAAGAAGCUUUAACAUGGGAAGAAAAAUUAAAUAGGAUUAAUGCUCUAUUCGAUGUAUGGAUAGACGUACAGCGACGAUGGGUUUAUCUCGAAGGCAUCUUCUCCGGUAGCGCAGAUAUCAAGACAUUAUUACCAGUGGAAACAUCUCGUUUCCAAAGUAUUAGUUCCGAGUUCUUGGGACUGAUGAAGAAAGUCUCUAAAUCCCCUAUGGUUACAGACGUACUGAACAUUCCUGGCGUUCAAAGAGCGCUCGAACGUCUUGCUGAUCUUCUUGGCAAGAUACAAAAGGCACUAGGAGAAUACCUAGAAAGAGAACGAACUUCUUUCCCACGAUUUUACUUUGUCGGCGACGAGGACUUGUUAGAGAUUAUUGGUAAUAGCAAAAAUGUUGCAAGGUUGCAGAAACAUUUCAAAAAAAUGUUCGCCGGCGUAGCAGCUAUUUUAUUGAACGAAGACAACACGAUUAUCACCGGUGUUGCUUCACGCGAGGGUGAAGAAGUUAUAUUCCAGAAUCCGGUAUCUACAGUCGAUCAUCCCAAAAUCAACGAGUGGUUGUCGCUUGUGGAGAAAGAAAUGCGCGUAACGCUUGCCUCAAGCCUCGCGAAAGCAGUACAAGAUAUUAAACAAUUUAAGGACGGAAAUAUAAAUGCACAAGCGUUUAUGUCCUGGUGCGAUAACUAUCAAGCUCAGAUAAUAGUUCUAGCUGCACAAAUUUUAUGGUCAGAAGACGUAGAAGCGGCUCUUCACGAAGUGCAAGCAGAUCCGAGCAAAAAUUCGUUGGAAAGAGUUUUAAUACAAGUGGAAGGCACGUUGAAUGUCCUGGCUGAUUCUGUUCUUCAAGAACAGCCACCUUUAAGAAGAAAGAAGUUGGAACAUUUAAUCAACGAAUUUGUACACAAACGCACUGUUACCAGACGAUUAAUCGCUAAUAGAGUUUCGAAUCCAAAAGCCUUCGAAUGGCUGUGCGAAAUGAGAUUUUAUUUUGAUCCUAGGCAAACGGAAGAGCUUCAGCAGCUUACAAUACAUAUGGCAAAUGCUAAGUUCUUCUAUGGAUUCGAAUAUUUGGGAGUACAAGAUCGGCUGGUUCAGACACCGUUGACCGACAGAUGUUACUUAACAAUGACGCAAGCAUUAGAAGCUCGACUUGGUGGUUCACCAUUCGGACCUGCUGGUACAGGAAAGACUGAAUCUGUGAAAGCAUUAGGCCAUCAGCUCGGAAGAUUCGUAUUGGUAUUUAAUUGCGACGAAACAUUCGAUUUCCAGGCAAUGGGUCGUAUAUUUGUUGGUCUCUGUCAAGUGGGUGCGUGGGGUUGUUUCGAUGAAUUUAAUCGUUUGGAAGAACGAAUGUUAUCUGCCGUUUCUCAACAAGUGCAGACGAUUCAGGAAGCACUCAAGAGUCAGAUGGAAGGCAAGAAAGAAGGAACCCUCUGUGUCGAAUUGGUUGGAAAGCAAGUUAAAGUCUCCACCGAUAUGGCUAUAUUCAUCACCAUGAAUCCCGGAUAUGCCGGACGAUCCAAUCUACCUGACAACCUGAAGAAACUUUUCAGGUCGCUUGCUAUGACCACACCUGAUCGGCAACUGAUCGCCGAAGUAAUGCUCUUCAGUCAAGGUUUCCGAUCAGCAGAAAAAUUGGCGUGUAAAAUUGUGCCAUUCUUCAAGCUUUGCGAUGAACAACUUUCUAAUCAAUCCCAUUACGAUUUCGGACUACGUGCACUUAAAUCCGUGCUGAUUUCUGCCGGAAACGUAAAACGCGACCGUAUUCAAAAAAUCAAAGAAGGCAUGCAGAACCGUGGCGAAAUCAAUAUCGACGAAGCCUCGAUCGCUGAGAAUCUACCUGAGCAAGAGAUACUUAUUCAAUCUGUUUGUGAGACGAUGGUUCCCAAAUUAGUUGCUGAAGAUAUUCCAUUAUUAUUCAGUUUACUCAGUGAUGUAUUCCCCAACGUGAAUUACACUCGCGCGGAAAUGAAAGGAUUGAAGGAUCAAAUCAGGAAAGUUUGCACUGAAGAAUACCUAGUUUGCGGCGAAGGAGAUGAACAAGGAGGCGCUUGGCAAGAAAAGGAUUUGGUCGGUGAGACGUGGGUAGAGAAGGUACUUCAACUAUAUCAAAUUUGUAACUUAAAUCAUGGAUUAAUGAUGGUUGGCCCGAGUGGAUCUGGUAAAACAACGGCCUGGAAAGUGCUGCUUAAAGCGCUGGAGCGAUUUGAGGGCGUGGAAGGUGUCGCUCAUGUAAUUGACCCCAAAGCGAUUAGCAAAGAAACGUUGUACGGCGUGUUAGAUCCAAAUACUCGCGAAUGGACGGAUGGCUUGUUCACGCAUAUAUUGAGGAAGAUAAUCGACAACGUCAGAGGUGAAAUCAACAAGCGACAAUGGAUCAUAUUCGACGGAGAUGUCGAUCCGGAAUGGGUCGAGAACUUGAACUCGGUAUUGGAUGACAACAAGCUUCUCACUUUACCUAAUGGUGAACGCCUGAGCUUACCGCCGAAUGUCAGAGUUAUGUUUGAAGUACAAGAUCUUAAGUACGCUACCUUGGCCACCGUGUCGCGAUGCGGUAUGGUUUGGUUCUCGGAGGAUGUGCUGUCAACGGAAAUGAUAUUUGAAAACUACAUGCUACGACUACGAAACAUCCCAUUGGAAGACGGCGAGGAAGAUAAUCUUGGCAAAAAAGCUUCGGAUAAGGAAGACACUUUAUCACCUGCGUUAACGGUACAGAGAGAAGUCGCCAGCAUUAUGCAGAGUUACUUCGCGCCUGAUGGUUUAGUAGUGAGGUGCUUGGAGUAUGCCAUGAAGCAGGAACACAUAAUGGACUUUACGCGCUUGCGAGCUCUUAGUUCUCUUUUCUCCAUGCUAAAUCAAGCCGUUCGCAAUGUACUACAGUACAAUCACUCUCACAUCGACUUUCCUUUACCGGGCGAACAACUGGAACGUUACAUGCCCAAGUGCUUGGUUUACGCGCUCUUAUGGAGCUUUGCGGGAGACGCUAAAUUAAAAGUUAGAUCCGACUUGGGUGACUUUAUUAGAUCUAUCACAACUGUACCUUUACCUUCUCAAAAUAAUAUACCUAUUAUAGACUUUGAAGUAAACAUACAUGGUGAAUGGUUACCGUGGAGCAACAAAGUUCCUCAGAUUGAAGUAGAGACUCACAAAGUAGCUAGUCCGGAUAUUGUUGUACCGACUUUAGAUACCGUGAGACACGAGAGUCUGCUAUAUACUUGGUUGGCUGAACAUAAGCCUCUAGUGCUCUGUGGACCACCCGGUUCUGGUAAAACCAUGACUCUAUUCUCUGCUUUGCGAGCACUUCCAGACAUGGAAGUUGUCGGACUUAACUUCUCUUCCGCGACGACACCCGAACUGUUACUCAAAACGUUUGAUCACUAUUGCGAAUAUCGUAAAACGCCUAACGGCGUUAUACUCUCCCCGGUUCAAUUGGGCAAAUGGCUGGUUUUGUUCUGUGACGAAAUUAAUUUACCCGAUAUGGAUAAUUAUGGGACGCAACGUGUGAUCUCUUUCUUGAGACAAUUAGUAGAACACAAAGGAUUUUAUAGAACCAGUGACCAGGCAUGGGUCACUCUGGAAAGAAUUCAAUUUGUAGGUGCUUGUAAUCCACCUACAGAUCCUGGCAGGAAACCUCUCAGUCACAGGUUCCUGCGACACGUACCUGUUAUUUACGUUGAUUAUCCUGGCGAAACCUCGCUCAAGCAGAUUUAUGGCACAUUCACGCGUGCCAUGCUCAGACUGACGCCUAAUCUGAGAGGCUAUGCGGAACCUUUAACGAAUGCAAUGGUGGAGUUCUAUCUGGCCUCCCAGGAGAGAUUUACUCAAGACAUGCAACCACACUAUGUAUACUCUCCACGUGAAAUGACACGUUGGGUGCGUGGCAUUUGUGAAGCCAUUAGACCGCUUGAUAAUCUCUCCGUGGAAGGUCUAGUGCGUUUAUGGGCCCAUGAGGCUCUUCGUCUAUUCCAAGACAGAUUGGUGGAGGAGUCCGAGAGAGCUUGGACGAACAAGAACAUAGAUAUUGUGGCUCUGAAACACUUUAUGUCGGUUGAUCGAGAAAAAGCAUUGGCCAGACCAAUCUUAUACAGUAAUUGGCUGUCAAAGGACUAUGUGCCAGUGAAUAGAGAAGAACUGAGAGAUUACGUUCGUGCAAGGUUGAAAGUAUUUUACGAGGAAGAGCUAGAUGUGCCGCUGGUACUCUUCGAUGAAGUUCUUGAACAUGUUCUACGGAUUGACAGAAUUUUCCGACAGCCUCAGGGACACUUGUUGCUUAUUGGUGUCUCUGGUGCUGGUAAGACUACUCUGUCGAGAUUCGUUGCAUGGAUGAACGGCUUGUCUAUUUUCCAAAUUAAGGUACACAAUAAGUAUACUGGUGAAGAUUUUGACGAAGAUUUACGGCAAGUGUUGAGACGGUCCGGUUGCAAGGAUGAAAAGAUAGCCUUUAUUCUCGAUGAAUCUAACGUGCUGGAUUCCGGUUUCCUCGAACGUAUGAAUACAUUACUUGCCAACGGAGAAGUACCCGGAUUGUUCGAGGGUGACGAGUACACAACACUCAUGACACAAUGCAAAGAAGGUGCCCAGCGAGAGGGUCUAAUGCUGGAUUCCAACGAGGAAUUGUAUAAAUGGUUCACCGGCCAAGUUAUGAAGAAUCUACACGUCGUUUUCACAAUGAAUCCAAGUACAGACGGUCUGAAAGAUCGCGCGGCAACAUCGCCUGCGUUAUUCAACAGAUGCGUGCUGAAUUGGUUUGGCGAUUGGUCGGACAAUGCGUUGUUCCAAGUCGGCAAAGAGUUUACUAAUCGUGUUGACUUGGAGAGACCCAUGUGGAAGUGUCCGGACUUCUUCCCGUCCGUAUGCUCGUUGAUCCCAUCACAACCAACACACAGGGAUGCCGUGAUAAAUGCAUGCGUUUACGUUCACCAAACUUUGCACAAAGCAAACACACGGUUGGCCAAGAGAGGCGCCAGAACAAUGGCAAUUACGCCGCGCCAUUAUUUAGAUUUUAUUAAUCAUUUCGUCAAGUUGUACCAAGAGAAGAGAAGUGACCUAGAAGAGCAACAGUUACAUCUAAAUGUCGGUUUGAGUAAAAUUGCUGAAACGGUUGAGCAAGUAGAGGAGAUGCAGAAGAGCUUAGCCGUUAAAUCUCAGGAACUGCAAGCUAAGAAUGAAGCAGCCAAUGCGAAAUUAAGACAGAUGGUCAAGGAUCAGCAGGAAGCUGAGAAGAAGAAAGUGCAAAGUCAAGAGAUCCAACAGCAAUUGGCUAUUCAAACAGUGGCUAUAAAUCAGAAGAGAGACGAUGUCAUGGCAGAUCUUGCCUUGGUCGAGCCAGCUGUUGUUGAUGCUCAAAAUGCGGUGAAAUCAAUAAAGAAACAGCAUUUAGUCGAGGUUCGCUCCAUGGCGAAUCCGCCGGCGAUUGUGAAGGUCGCAUUGGAAUCUAUCUGCUUGUUGCUCGGUGAAAAUGCUAGCGACUGGAAAUCUAUCCGUGCGGUCAUCAUGAGGGACAAUUUUAUCAAUACUAUUGUCUCUAAUUUCAGUACUGAGGACAUUACUGAUGAGGUGAGAGAAAAAAUGAAGAACCGCUAUCUGAGCAAUCCCGAUUAUAACUUCGAGAAAGUGAAUCGUGCUAGUUUAGCUUGUGGUCCUAUGGUGAAAUGGGCCAUAGCGCAGAUUGAAUACGCUGAUAUGUUGAAGCGAGUUGAACCCUUGCGCGAUGAACUACAUUCUUUGGAACGACAAGCAGAAACUAAUAAACUAAAAGGCGAGGAAGUGAAAAAUUUGAUUGCUCAACUGGAGCAGAGCAUAGCGUCAUAUAAGGAGGAAUACGCUCAACUUAUCUCACAAGCGCAAGCCAUCAAAGCCGAUUUGGAGAAUGUGCAAGCCAAAGUGGACAGAUCAAUCGCUUUGUUAAAGUCCUUGGUUAUUGAAAGGGAAAGAUGGGAAGCAACGAGUGAAACAUUUAAGAGUCAAAUGUCGACGAUAAUCGGAGAUGUUCUAUUAUCUUCCGCUUUCUUGGCCUAUGCUGGCUAUUUCGAUCAACACUAUCGCCAAAAUCUUUUUACCACGUGGUGCCAACAUUUGCACCACGCAAAUUUACAAUUCAGACCUGAUAUUGCGAGAACAGAAUAUCUUUCCAAUCCGGACGAACGUUUGAGAUGGCAGGCGAACGCGUUACCGACUGACGAUCUGUGCACCGAGAACGCGAUUAUGUUGAAACGCUUUAACAGAUAUCCUCUAAUCAUCGAUCCGUCUGGUCAGGCGACGGAAUUCAUUAUGAACGAGUUUAAGGAUCGGAAGAUCACGAAGACCAGUUUCUUGGAUGAUUCGUUUAGGAAAAAUCUCGAGAGCGCUCUACGAUUCGGUAAUCCCCUUUUGGUUCAGGACGUGGAGAAUUACGAUCCUAUACUGAAUCCUGUGUUGAACCGAGAACUGAGACGAACAGGCGGACGCGUACUGAUUACACUCGGCGACCAAGAUAUAGAUCUCUCGCCUUCCUUUGUCAUCUUCUUGUCGACGAGAGACCCGACGGUGGAAUUCCCGCCAGAUAUCUGCUCACGUGUAACGUUCGUUAACUUUACCGUUACUAGAAGUUCUCUGCAGAGUCAGUGUUUGAAUCAAGUAUUGAAGGCCGAACGUCCUGAUAUUGACGAGAAGAGAUCCGAUCUGCUUAAACUUCAAGGCGAGUUUCACCUAAGGUUGCGACAACUGGAAAAGUCUUUGCUGCAAGCGUUGAACGACGCCAAGGGCAAGAUUCUCGACGACGAUUCCGUGAUCACAACUCUGGAAACUUUGAAACAGGAGGCCGCCGACAUCAGCAAAAAGGUGGAGGAAACGGACAAGGUUAUAGCGGAAAUCGAAACAGUCUCACAGCAAUACAUGCCUCUUUCUCAAGCGUGUUCAAACAUGUACUUCACGAUGGACAGCCUCAACCAAGUACACUUUUUGUACCAAUAUUCGCUGAAGAUGUUCCUGGACAUCUUUACGUCCGUGUUGUCUCAAAACCCGAAAUUAUCUGGUAUGUCGGAUUAUGGUCAGAGGCUUACACAAAUCACGCGCGAUCUAUUUGCCGUCUGUUACGAACGAGUUGCCAGAGGAAUGUUGCAUACGGAUAGGCUAACAUUUGCUCUACUGCUCUGUCGUAUUCAUUUGAAGGGUGUACCCUCAGAAUCCACCUAUGACAGCGAAUUUACAUUCUUCUUGCGCGGUAAGGAAGGCGUGCUUAACAUCCGAGCGCCUCCGGUACCUAAUCUCAGUUCAGAACAGCAGGAAGCGAUGAUGCGCCUAAGCAUAAGAUUGCCCGCCUUCAAAAAGCUCGCGGAAAAAAUCCAGGAGAACUCGGAAUUCGGCGCGUGGUUACAGUCACCUACACCUGAGACAUGUGUACCGAAGCUCUGGGAUGAGGAGAAGCCGUUGUCACCCACAGGAACAGCAAUGCAUCAAUUGCUGAUAAUACAAGCUUUCCGACCGGAUCGUGUGAUUGCAGCCGCGUCUCUAGUAGUGGCCUCUGCUUUCAACGAGUCCUUCAUGCCGGCCGCGGAGGCUGAACUCGAUUUUGCAUCCGUUGUAGAGGACCAAUUGAAAGCGACUGUGCCGGCUUUAUUGUGCUCAGUACCGGGCUUUGACGCUUCGGGCAGAGUCGACGAUCUAGCAGCAGAAUUGGGUAAACAAAUAGCCAGCAUCGCUAUUGGGUCAGCGGAAGGAUUUAAUCAGGCUGAUCGGGCUAUAAACAUGGCUGUGAAGGCCGGCAGAUGGGUGUUGUUGAAGAACGUACAUCUUGCUCCGCAAUGGUUGGUGCAGCUGGAAAAGAAGCUUCACAGUCUUCAGCCGCACGCUAGUUUCCGACUGUUCCUAACGAUGGAGAUUAAUUCUAAGGUGCCGGUGAAUCUAUUAAGAGCUGGUAGAAUAUUUGUGUUCGAACCGCCUCCUGGCAUACGAGCAAACUUGUUGCGCACAUUUAGCACCGUUCCCGCUUCAAGGAUGAUGCGAGCACCCAAUGAAAGAGCCCGUCUCUACUUCCUGCUCGCGUGGUUCCAUGCAAUCGUGCAGGAACGUCUACGUUAUGCGCCGUUAGGCUGGGCAAAGCAUUAUGAAUUCAACGAGAGCGACUUGAGAGUCGCCUGCGACACUUUGGAUACAUGGAUUGAAACUACGGCUAUGGGCAGGACAAAUCUGCCGCCAGAAAAGGUGCCUUGGGAUGCUCUAGUGACUCUUCUCUCUCAAUGCAUCUAUGGUGGUAAAAUUGACAACGACUUCGAUCAACGUCUCCUGGCUUCUUUUCUGCGUAAACUCUUCACUCCGCGCUCAUUCGAAGCCGAUUUUGCCCUUGUCGCCAAUAUCGAUGGCGCCCAGGGUAAUCAAAGACACAUCACGAUGCCAGAUGGCACUAGACGUGACCACUUUUUAAAAUGGAUCGAGUCACUCUCGGAUAGACAGACACCUUCCUGGCUUGGCUUACCGAACAAUGCGGAAAAAGUGCUUCUAACCACAAGAGGAACCGACUUGGUUUCCAAGCUUCUUAAGAUGCAGCAGUUGGAGGAUGAGGACGAAUUGGCGUAUUCGAACGAGGAGUCUCUAGAUACGCCAAGAGAAGCUGAAGCAGACGGUCGACCAUCUUGGAUGAGGACCUUGCAUAACUCGGCUUCCACUUGGUUACAAUUACUUCCAAAGAAUCUACCGACCUUGAAGAGAACAGUCGAGAAUAUCAAAGAUCCAUUAUAUAGAUACUUCGAGAGGGAAGUCAACAGUGGAGCGAAAUUACUUCAAGAUGUUAUCCACGACUUGGAGGAUGUCGUAUUAAUUUGUCAAGGCGAAAAGAAACAGACCAAUUAUCAUAGAACGAUGCUGUCUGAAUUAGUAAAAGGUAUUCUACCCGGUGGUUGGAGGAGAUAUACUGUGCCAAGAGGCUGUACAGUCAUACAAUGGAUUACCGAUUUUAGCCACAGGGUCUCGCAACUGCAGGAAGUCUCGCGUUUAGUCUCCCAAGGCGGUGCGAAGGAGAUAAAGAGUUUUCCAGUUUGGCUGGGAGGUUUGCUGAAUCCUGAGGCUUAUAUCACCGCAACCAGACAAUGCAUCGCGCAGGCUAAUAGUUGGUCACUCGAGGAAUUGCAAUUAAACGUAACUAUCGGAGACGGCGAUAACAUUGCCACGGAUGAUUGUUCCUUUGCUGUUACCGGUUUAAAACUACAAGGUGCGCAAUGUAAGGAUAAUCAAUUGUAUUUAACUUCGACUAUCAUGACUGAUUUACCAGUCACUAUGCUAAGAUGGGCGCGAUCAUCUACGGAGGAUAUCAGAAAGGGCAAACUGUCCUUGCCGGUCUACUUGAACAGCACUCGUACCGAACUAUUAUUUACUGUCGAUUUGAAUAUCGCUCCUAGUCAAGAACCGCACAGUUUUUACGAGAGGGGGGUUGCUGUAUUAACAUCCACCGCUUUAAAUUAAUAAUUGCUUAAUAAUUAAAACUGUUUAGAGCAAAUUGUAUCGUAUGUGAAGCAAAGAAUGCUAUCACGAUAAAUUAAAAACAGUUUACGACACAUUGCAUGUUACGUCGUUUGUAAAGAAAAGAAGGCAUAGUAACAUGUAACUCACUACAAACCUAAAGUAUAAAAACAUUAAAGAAAUAUAUAUUUUACACUGAAUUGCUUUCGUAUCUCCAAAAGAUUUUGUGCUGAUUGUAUAAUUAGGAACGAAUACUUUCGACGUAUAGAGCAUAAUUAAAUGUACAUCAUUCAUUUAUAAGAAUUAACAUUUUCAUGCAGGAGGUUGUAAUAUAUAUAUAGUUUAUUUAAUAUUGUAUACGUUCAGAUAUAAAUAUGUAUUCUGUAACAAAAGGAUUACAUUGCGUUUGCCCAGAUGUAAAUCGGUUUAUAACAUCUUACUAGCAUCUAAUAAAGUCGUAUUAUAAUAUCACUUUGUUUUCACUAUUUGUAAUCAACGUUCAGUUAUACAUAUCUUAUUUAUUUUUUAUGACCACUGUCUUUGUCGAGCCUAUA
This is a messenger RNA of Trachymyrmex cornetzi, 14768 nucleotides long. RefSeq names its product dynein heavy chain, cytoplasmic (gene Dhc64C). NCBI's taxonomy places the organism in Eukaryota, Metazoa, Arthropoda, Insecta, Hymenoptera, Formicidae. Gene Ontology annotation, biological process: microtubule-based movement. Gene Ontology annotation, molecular function: dynein light intermediate chain binding; ATP hydrolysis activity; ATP binding. The record is from RefSeq and is a predicted model, not a curated record. Gene Ontology annotation, cellular component: axonemal dynein complex. The transcript has 21 exons. Bases 262 to 14217 code for a protein of 4651 amino acids.